Molecule: messenger RNA, 885 nt
Organism: Nezara viridula (southern green stink bug)
Lineage: Eukaryota; Metazoa; Arthropoda; Insecta; Hemiptera; Pentatomidae
Source: the annotation of a GenBank genome assembly
AUGGAAAAUGAAUUUCAAUUCAUACCUCGAGAUCAACACUCCUUAGUUGAGCAUACCUAUGCUCCGAUGAGGACAGGCGUUCCCCUACUGUUGAGUGUGAACAUGAAGGACAGGCUGAAGUACUCGAUGAUUCAUCUUUAUUGAACAACGGUAUGUAUUGCAGCCUAAGACAAAAAAUAAAUCAAACAAAGGCGAAGAGAAAAUUAUGGCCCCGUUCAAUAAACUCGUCCAAAUAAUAGAAAAACAGUGCGGAAAUACAAAUAAACCCAAAACAAUUGCACAGAAUUAUGGGUCCAUGUUAGGAGAAGGGUUGGACCAAUUACUUCAACCAGAACAAAGUUUGUGCAUAUGUGAAAUGGAACAAGGCUUGGGGAAGAUGUGUGCGGACUUUGUGGAAUAAAAAUAUUUGUAAUAUUGAAACCAGCACUAGUUUAAACAAAAUGGCAGCCUGUGCCCGUGGUAUUGCGAAUGCACCAUAAAGAGUGAUUUUCCAGCAACAUGCUGGGCCAUUUAAAAAAUAUAAAACAGACACUUUUUCUGUAAAUACUAGUAAGGUUGUACCUCCAAAAAGACAUAUUAUUAAUAAAGCCUUUUUAAAGGUGUUUGAAGAAGAUGGAGAAUAAUCCAGUAAAUUAUUAGAAUACUCAUUAGUUAUUCAGAUUUUUCUGAUGCAUUUAAAAAUGCUUUAUUUGUAAUGUUAAAUUCCUUUAUUCAUGAUGUAUAAACAAAAACAUAUCUUGUAUUCAUUAAUUUGUAUGUUGUAUUAAUUCAUUUAUAUUUUGUAUUGUAUAUUUGAACCUAAAAAUAUUUAUUUGUUCAUUAAUAGAAUUUCUAUUUUGUAUAAUAAUAACAAAGUUAAGAUAUAAAGAUUAAUUUUCUAGCAAC